AUGGCUCAAUCUGCCUCGCUAGCCGAGAUGGCGUCGAUGCAACCAAUUGCCGGGGCUCAAUAUCACUGGACACAUUAUCUGGCACCGACGAUUCAGAAGAAGUUCAUCACCUGGAUGCAGGGUUGGGUGACCUGGUUUGCGUGGAUCUCCGUACUGGCCGGUGUUGCCAACAUCACUGCCACGAUGAUCCAGGGCCUAGCGAGUGUGAACUACCCAGACUACGAGCCAAAGCAAUGGCACAUAACCCUCAUCAUUGUCGGCAUGCUUAUUGUCGAAGCUUUGAUGAACAUGUAUACAUUUUGGCUGAUUCCGUGGAUUGAAAUGCUGGCGGGCAUUCUGCAUAUCUGCCUUUUGGUUGUGUUCCUGGUCGUAUUUACAGCCCUAGCACCCCGUCACAAACCGGAGUUUGUCUUUCUACACACGCAAAGCACUUCAGGCUGGGCGAACUUCCCCGCAUGGAACAUAGGUCUGCUCACCCCUGUCUGGGGGUUUGUCGGCUUUGACGGCGCAGUACACAUGAGUGAAGAAGUCCGACGAGCAAAACAAGCCGUUCCUAGGUCUAUAUUUUAUACCGUCGUCGCCAACGGUGUCCUGGCAUACGCAAUGGUCAUCUGUAUGCUCUUCACAAUGGGCUCGGUGGAGGAAGCCCAGAAAUCAAGUUUCCCGAUAAUCGAGAUCUGCCGGCAAGCAACUGGGUCUGUGAAAGCUGCCACUGCAAUGGUAAGCGGGUUACUUGUGAUCUCGCUGUCGGUCAAUCUAGCGAGUAUCGCGUCUGUCUCCAGAUUGACAUGGGUGUGGGCACGUGACGGAGCCCUGCCCCAGUGGUUUAGCUAUAUCGACCGCAAGCACAACGUGCCAAUUCGUGUUGUUUGGCUCCCAGUACUUGUUGUCAUGAUUCUAUCGUGUUUGAACAUCGCCGACAGUGCCGCCUGUGGAGCGUUCGUUGCACUGGGGUCGAUUGGGCUGUUUAUGUCAUACUUUAUUGCUAUUAGUUGCAUGGUGCAUAAUCGGUUUCAGAAGCAUGUGGCGCCUCUUGGGGACUGGAAUAUGGGCAUCUGGGGACUUCCGGUUAAUGUCUUUGCUUUGGUAUAUACUGCCUGGGUAUUAGUAUGGCUGGCAUUCCCAUCAACGUUACCAGUUACUGGUGAAAACAUGAAUUAUGCCGCACCAAUUUUUGGUGCCACUACUUUGUUUGCUUUUGCAUAUUGGUUUAUCAAGGGACGGGCUCGCUGGGAGGGAUUGAAUAAGGAGGUUAUUCGACUGUCUGUGGAAGGGGGAGAACUUCAGUUGAAAUGA
Penicillium samsonianum is the source of this 1296-nucleotide messenger RNA. RefSeq lists its product as uncharacterized. Gene Ontology annotation, cellular component: membrane. Gene Ontology annotation, molecular function: transmembrane transporter activity. Gene Ontology annotation, biological process: transmembrane transport. The transcript has 4 exons. The coding region runs from base 1 to 1296 and encodes 431 amino acids. Lineage: Eukaryota; Fungi; Ascomycota; Eurotiomycetes; Eurotiales; Aspergillaceae. The record is from RefSeq and is a predicted model, not a curated record.